Molecule: messenger RNA, 1695 nt
Organism: Alexandromys fortis (reed vole)
Lineage: Eukaryota; Metazoa; Chordata; Mammalia; Rodentia; Cricetidae
Gene: Rad1
Product: RAD1 checkpoint DNA exonuclease
Exons: 5
Coding region: 474-1271 (265 amino acids)
Biological process (GO): DNA damage checkpoint signaling; DNA repair
Cellular component (GO): checkpoint clamp complex; nucleus
Molecular function (GO): 3'-5' exonuclease activity
Source: RefSeq, a predicted model, not a curated record
GACGGGGCGGAAGAGCGGCGGAACUGUGUGCCAGGCUCCCUCGCUUCGGGACGCUCAUUGUGUCUGUCCUUCCUGGGACGUCGCCGCAGAGGCAGGGGCCUGUGCCCGGGGCUCCUCUUGUGCGGCAGGCGGGCUGGUGAGCCGGGUGACUGUCGGGGCCGCGGCCGGCCGGGUUGGCGGCGCUGGGAGCUGCCGAGUAGACCCUAAGCGGGCUGUGACGCCUUUUGACCACGUGAAAAACGCGCCAGUUACAACUGCCCUGUGAAUCGCUUCUUUUCCCCUAGAAGACGAGGAAACCGUAGUUUUGAGACAAGGAGAUAGAAUUUCCCCAAAAGUUGAAGACCGUGCAGUGGCAAGAAGCGGGGCUCUCUUGACAGCCGAUUUCGGAUUGAGGUCGCCAGCCCCAUCAUCAGCACUGAUGCAGGUCUGUUGUUCGUCUCUCAGGUUUUCGGGGGUUUAGAAGAGGAGCAUCCAUGCCUCUCCUAACCCAGCGCGUUCCGGACGAGGACGAGCAGUACUGCUUAGUGGCCAGCCUCGACAACGUUAGGAAUCUCUCCACCGUCUUGAAAGCCAUUCAUUUCAAAGAACACGCCGCGUGUUUUGCUACCAAAAAUGGACUCAAAGUUACCGUGGAAAAUGCAAAGUGUGUGCAAGCCAAUGCCUUUAUUCAGGCUGAAGUGUUUCAAGAAUUUACCAUUCAGGAAGAAUCUGUUACUUUCCGAAUUAACUUAACUAUCCUUUUAGACUGUUUAUCUAUUUUUGGAUCAAGUCCUACUCCAGGGACUUUAACUGCACUUCGGAUGUGUUACCAAGGCUAUGGUCAUCCUUUGAUGCUAUUUCUAGAAGAAGGAGGAGUGGUAACAGUCUGCAAAAUUAACACCCAGGAGCCUGAAGAGACUCUCGAUUUUGAUUUCUGUAGCACCAAUGUUAUAAAUAAAAUUAUCCUGCAGUCAGAGGGGCUGCGGGAAGCGUUUUCUGAGCUGGACAUGACGAGUGAUGUUCUGCAGAUCACCGUGUCUCCUGACAAGCCCUACUUCAGGCUAUCUACUUUUGGAAAUGCUGGAAGUUCUCACCUUGACUAUCCCAAAGAUUCUGACUUGGUGGAAGCAUUUCACUGUAAUAAGACCCAGGUCAACAGUUCUAGCUGUUCUGGAACUCACUCUGUAGACCAGGCUGGCCUCGAACUCGGAGAGCCAAAUGCCUCCCUCCCAAGAGCUGGGAUUAAAGGAGUGUGCCACCAUGGCCCAGCAACAGGUCAGUUCUUAAUAUAAAGGCUGCAUUGUUGAUAAAGAUGAAGUUAAGUACAAAAUUCCCAUAUAAAACCAAACCAGGUAAUUUUUAAUAUGUUAGAAAAUGCAUCACAUUAAAAAAAAGUAGAUGGGCUCUGGCUUUCCCGGGGAGGUUGGGGGUUGGGUUGUAAUCACAGGUAGAUACAGCGAGAGAGAAGACCAACUUAUUGGCAGGUAUCUGCUGCUAAAUAGUUCCUAGCUAACCAUACCUGGUGUUGUGUGCAUUGCAUUUAGUGGAUCCAAAUAACAGCUUUUCAUUUGCUCUCCUGCAGAUACAAACUUGCUUUACUGAAACCCUCUACAAAGGCAUUAGCUCUAUCCUGUAAAGUGUCUAUUCGGACAGAUAAUCGAGGAUUCCUGUCACUACAGUACAUGAUUAGAAAUGAAGAUGGGCAGAUAUGUUUUG